Messenger RNA from Sinocyclocheilus grahami, 1381 nucleotides. Its product is annotated as homeobox protein SIX2-like. Gene Ontology annotation, molecular function: RNA polymerase II cis-regulatory region sequence-specific DNA binding; DNA-binding transcription factor activity, RNA polymerase II-specific. NCBI's taxonomy places the organism in Eukaryota, Metazoa, Chordata, Actinopteri, Cypriniformes, Cyprinidae. Bases 314 to 1186 code for a protein of 290 amino acids. Gene Ontology annotation, cellular component: transcription regulator complex; nucleus. Gene Ontology annotation, biological process: regulation of transcription by RNA polymerase II. The transcript has 2 exons. The record is from RefSeq and is a predicted model, not a curated record.
GCUGAUAGCUAAGGACAGUCUAGGAAAUAAUCUAUUGCGCGCGACGAGAGCGCGUAAGAAUGAAAUGAUUAGCGCGUCAUGAUAUUGCAACUAAGUGAUUGAGUAAUGCAAGACACUGACUCAAACUGUUAGCUUUGCUUUUGUUUUUUUGCUUUGGACUGAUUUUAAACCAUCUUUUCACGGAAACUGUACAUCAAGAACUGAAAUUCUUCAGUUGGGGGAGCCUCGUUGCUUGAGUUUCCAAAGUGAAUAUUGCCUUAAAAACCAACGUUAAGAUACGUGCGGGACACCAGGUAUCCUAUUGCCUUGAACUAUGUCUAUGCCACCAACUUUUGGAUUUACCCAAGAGCAGGUUGCCUGCGUCUGCGAGGUCCUUCAGCAAGGUGGGAGUAUCGAACGUCUCGGACGCUUUCUGUGGUCCUUACCUGCUUGUGAGCACCUCCACAAAAACGAGAGCGUAUUGAAAGCGAAAGCCGUGGUAGCUUUUCACCGGGGUAACUUCAGGGAGCUCUAUAAAGUAUUAGAGAGCCACCAGUUUUCUCCGAACAACCACCCUAAACUGCAACAGCUCUGGCUGAAAGCUCACUAUAUCGAAGCGGAGAAAUUACGCGGUCGUCCUCUGGGCGCAGUGGGAAAAUACCGCGUGCGCAGAAAGUUUCCGCUGCCUCGCACCAUCUGGGAUGGAGAGGAGACCAGCUACUGUUUUAGGGAGAAGAGCCGGUGUGUGCUUAAAGAGUGGUACACUCACAACCCGUACCCUUCUCCGAGAGAGAAGAGAGAACUGGCCGAGGCCACUGGCCUCACCACGACGCAGGUCAGCAACUGGUUCAAGAACAGGAGGCAGAGGGACCGUGCAGCAGAAGCAAAGGAAAGGGAAAAUGAUGGUGCAAAUCCAAAUGGCCACAACCCACUGACCUCUCACGUGAACGAAAACAAAUCUCUAUGUGAAAGUUCAGAGGACGACAAAUCUCCCGCGGCGACCCCGGAUCACAGCUCCACGAGCCCAGCCAUCCUUAUGCCCUCCAGCUCAGGCCUGCCACCCCUGCACAGCUUCGCGCCUCCGCCCGGCCCCAGCGCCUCCAUCAUCCCCGUCAGCGGCUCAGACGCUCAGAGCCACCACCACUUCUCCAUGCACGACGGCCUUCUCAACAUCAUGACGGCCAGCCUGGUGGAACUUGGGUCAUAAGAAAUAAAACUCUUCAUCUUUGACUUUCCCCCCAGUUACUAGCUUCGUUAUCAUUGGCUACCAAACAUUUUAUUUGUCAAGCUUAGAGGACAUUCGACAAAAAAAUUCCAAGAACUACCAUAUGACGGGCCUACGUGAAAACUGUUUCCAUAAAAAUUCUGUAACAAUUCAAUGUAAUCAAGGGAUAGUUUUUGA